Molecule: messenger RNA, 2989 nt
Organism: Plectropomus leopardus (leopard coralgrouper)
Lineage: Eukaryota; Metazoa; Chordata; Actinopteri; Perciformes; Serranidae
Product: high-affinity choline transporter 1-like
Biological process (GO): transmembrane transport; choline transport; acetylcholine biosynthetic process
Cellular component (GO): plasma membrane
Molecular function (GO): choline:sodium symporter activity
Source: RefSeq, a predicted model, not a curated record
UAGUGGUUGACCACAAUGGCUCUGAACAUCCCCGGUGUGAUUGCAGCGGUGCUGUUCUAUAUCCUGAUUUUGGGAACAGGGGUGUGGGCUGCCCAAAAGUCCAAGAAGGCUGAGAGGAAAAGCCAUGGAGCCAGGACUGAAGUGGUGCUCCUCGGAGACAGAAAUAUCAGCUUGCUGGUUGGGAUUUUUACCAUGACUGCUACGUGGGUCGGAGGUGGUUUUAUCCUGGGUAUUGCUGAGGCGGUGUACUCUCCUAAAAUGGGCUUAAUAUGGGCUCUAAUGCCUAUACAUUACGCAGUUUCCUUUUUAAUAGGUGGGCUUUUCUUUGCCAAGCCAAUGAGGAAUAAGAAGUAUGUCACCAUGAUGGACCCAUUCCAGAUAAAAUAUGGCAAAGUACUGAGUGGAGCUCUGGUGCUGCCUUCUCUGCUGAUGGAUUUGCUGUGGGUGGCAUGCACUCUGCUUGGCUUAGGAGCAACUAUGAGUGUGAUUCUGGACCUACCCUAUGCCUAUUCUGUGUGGAUCUCAUCAGCUGUGGCCAUUAUCUACACAUUGUUAGGAGGCCUUUAUUCAGUGGCAUACACUGAUGUAAUCCAGCUCUGUCUAGUUUUCAUCUGUUUGUGGUUCUGUAUCCCCUUCCUGCUGCUCAACCCCAUAUCUACAAACAUUGCUCAGACAGCUUUCAACCAUUCUUUCCAAAAACCUUGGGUCGGUACUUUGGAGCAGGACAAAAUCGGGAAGUGGAUUGAUGACUUCUUAAUGAUUGGUCUUGGUAGUGUUUCAUUUCAGAGCUUCCACCAGAGGACGCUGUCUGCCAACUCAUCACGAACAGCCCAGAUAACCUGCUAUGCUGCUGCUCUUGUCAUCAUCAUACUUGGAAUCCCCCCUACCCUAAUUGGGGCUGUCGCCGCCUCCACAGACUGGAACCUGACGCUGUAUGGCUCUCCAUCUCCAUAUAUGCGUGGUGAAUAUAGUUUGGUCCUUCCCCUGACCCUACAAAACCUCACUCCGUCUUACAUCUCAAUCGUUGCAAUCGGAGCUGUGGCCGCUGCUGUCAUGUCAUCCGCAGACUCUGGCCUGCUGUCCGCAACUUCUGUUUUCACCUCAAACAUCUACAAGAACAUCCUGCGUGAACAGGCAUCAGACAAUGAAAUUCAAUGGGUGAUUCGAAUCACAGUGGUGGUGGUGGGUGUGGUUGGGACAUCCAUAUCAUUCUACACCAACAGCCCCCUGGUGCUCUGGAUUCUCGGAGCAGACGCCUCCUACACCCUUAUGUUCCCCCAUCUGGUCGCCGUGCUCUUCUUUGAAGUGACAAAUGGUUAUGGUGCCAUGGUAGGUUACAUCGUAGGGCUGACUGUGAGGGUUUUGUUGGGAGAGAACAUUUUAGGUCUACCUGUUGUUCUUCAUCUUCCUGGUUGCACAUUGGAAGAUGGUGUCUACGUCCAAAAGUCCCCUAUCAGGACAGUCUCCAUGCUCUGCACUUUGGUCACCAUCUUAGUUUUGUCCUGGCUGGCUUUGUUCAUAUUCAAUCAUGACCUGUUGCCUGAGAGGUGGGACAUAUUCAAAGUAAAGCGUAAUGUUACUGUGUCACCUGUGGAUCCUGUUACGCAGAAUCUCAAUGAAGAAGCAGGGAGUGAUGCUGAGUAUGACGAGAACAAUUAUGGAGUUGCCUUACAGCCAGUGCUGCAGACUGGAUCAUAACCAGUCCUUUAAAAAAAAAAACAGUGGCAUGAAUUUUAAAAUAAUCUUGAUAAGUAUGUUUAUUUACAGAAACUGUAAGUUAAAAUUGCCUUUAAUUUAAGCUUCUAAUAAUAAAAAACAUUUAUUUGUUCCAUCAUAAUGUUCCAGAACCCAAUUACAUGAAAGAGAGAUCAUUUGAAAAAACUGUUGAUAACUCAAAAAUAAAUAAAGGUUUCAUAUUUUCAACAGUUAAUAAGUGACCUGUAUCCAAAUAAGAUGGAGAUUAAAAUCAUUUUAUUUGUGCUCUUCAAAGCAUUAGAAAUUUUGGAAAAUUCAAUUGUAGAACCAGUGCCUCUUACUGAAAGUCAUUCAAAGACCCCGAUUUGACAUGCAAGCAGUAAGGUAAAAAAAUAUACAUAACAACAAUGACCUAAAAGACAAGAAAUAAAAAUUUAAAAGAUGCAAUAAAAAAAGCUGCAAUAAAUAAAGAGCUGUUAUCAUUACAAUUGCAAUAAAAGUAGUGCACGUUAUGCAGUAGCAAGUGUAUGAGGUAUACACUAUAUGCUGGCAGUGUGGCUUCUCUAACUUGUUUACAUGGACACUGAAAAAAGAAUCAACAAGUACGGCGACGCUCACGCACUGCUUCGAUAUGCAACGUGAAUCGGGCCUCACCCUUGUACACUUAGCCUAUCACUGCAUGAGCAGCAGUGCUUGAUGAUUGUGAGUUUCAAAAAUUAUUGGAUGCAGCCUGACAAGUUUUUGGACACUAUAACAUGAUCAGUCGAGCAGUUUGUUGAGUUCCAGUUGACAUGGAGCACCACAGGAUUUUCCAUCCAACCAACUCAAUGCAUCUUUAUUGAAAUAAGCAAGUAUUGGCCGGCACUCCGUGGAGCUUACGACCAUGGUGCUUUAAGAUAUUUCUUCUGUACUGCACAUAUCAUUUGUCACUUCAGUAUAACUCCUGAAUACCGCAUACAUAGCAUAUACACAUAUGCAGAUACUAUACAUAUUAAUCUAGUCCAUGUUUACCUAUUCAGCCUUUAUUUCUUUGUGGAAAUUUUAUAGGCUACAACUUACAGAACACUUGAACAGCAUAUAAACAUUUCAUUUUUAUUUUUUAUUUCUGGUCAUUGGUGCUUUUUAUUCAUACAGUAUAAUAUUUAAAUAAAUACCAAUUAAUUCACACACUUGUGUACAUAAUAGUCCUGUCUGUGAUACGCCUUUAUUCGUCCAUCUUUGUUGUCCUUGUUCCCAGCUAUUAUUUCAAGAUUUUAUUUGCAAGUACAUUGAAAGCAAUGCAAAGGAAGUUAAA